Ochotona princeps (American pika) is the source of this 7535-nucleotide messenger RNA. It is a transcript of the gene HCFC1, whose product is annotated as host cell factor C1. The record is from RefSeq and is a predicted model, not a curated record. Gene Ontology annotation, cellular component: histone methyltransferase complex. NCBI's taxonomy places the organism in Eukaryota, Metazoa, Chordata, Mammalia, Lagomorpha, Ochotonidae. Gene Ontology annotation, molecular function: transcription coactivator activity; protein binding. The coding region runs from base 1104 to 7355 and encodes 2083 amino acids. The transcript is spliced from 26 exons. Gene Ontology annotation, biological process: chromatin remodeling; regulation of DNA-templated transcription.
GGCCGUUUAAGCAGCUCGGGCCCAGAGGCGAAUCCGUGCGAGGGCGGAGGGUGGGGAGCAAUGACGUUGCCCGGCUCCGCCCCCUCGCCCGACAGCCGCCGCCAUGUUUAGUUGUUGCUUCUUCACACAAGAUGGCGGCUCCCAGGGAGGAGGCAUGAGCUCCCUGCCGUUAUCGCUCCGCCUGCCGUACAGUCAUCACUUCGGGGCCUAACUCUGCUCUUUGGAGCGGCUUCUGUGGGAAGGAGUUACAAGGAGGGAAGUGAGGAGCGGACGCUGCCUUGCAUUUGGUUUGGAGUGCAAGAACUGACCCAGGAGGAGGAGAAUAGGGGGGGAAGGGGGAGUUAGUCUCAAGAUGGCGGCUCCCAGGGCGGCAGGCGCAGUCUGAGCCGCACAAGCGGACUAAAGACAGGUGCAAGACUUCGUCAGCCGUACGCUGUGAGUCCCGCGAGGGGCUCUCGGAAGUUGGAGCUGCUUUCAUCUGCUUUCGCGCGCGCCUGCGUUGCUUAGCAGUGUCGAGGCUGCUUUGCGAGCGGCGGCUGCACUGAACGCUGGGCGGGGAAGCGGGACGGUCUCAAGAUGGCGGCUCCCACAAUUGUGGUCUGAGCGCCGGCGGGGCUGGAACGACCGCGGCGCUUGUGGCUGUGUUCCACCCGCCCCGGAAGCCGGGCAGUGCUAGGGACUUGGGGGUGUGGGAACCGGGCCGGGGCUCCGCCAUUUCCGGCGGGGGAGGGCUACGACUGAGGAAGGGAGGAGAGAGAGGCGGCUCAAGAUGGCGGCUCCCAGGGCCUGCCGCCCGAGCUUCUAAGCGAGAGCGUCCGGGUGAAUGGUUAGGGCGAUUGGACUCGGCGGCUUCCAGCUUCUCGGGCUGAGGCGCUGAACAGUUUUGGGAGGCUCCCGAGGAGACGGGAGCAGUGAGAAGAAAGGGAAGAGGCAGAGGGAAGGAGGGUAGUUAAGAUGGCGGCCUCCAUGGAGUCGUCCACCGCCGUGUAAGGAACCGCUUCUCUGAGAGAGCUGCCUUAUACUGAGGGGGGUGUGUGAUAGAGCAACUGAGGGGCUGCUUUGCCGUGUGCCGACCCCUUCCCAUCGCGCCGCCUCCUGGAGUCAUGGCUUCGGCCGUGUCGCCCGCCACCUCGGCAACAGUGCUGCUGCAGCCUCGCUGGAAGCGAGUGGUGGGCUGGUCGGGUCCCGUACCGCGACCCCGCCACGGCCACCGCGCCGUGGCCAUCAAGGAACUCAUCGUGGUGUUCGGCGGCGGCAACGAGGGCAUAGUGGACGAACUGCACGUGUACAACACCGCAACUAACCAGUGGUUCAUCCCGGCUGUGAGAGGCGACAUCCCUCCUGGGUGUGCAGCCUAUGGCUUCGUGUGUGAUGGUACUCGCCUGCUGGUGUUUGGUGGGAUGGUGGAAUAUGGGAAAUACAGCAACGAUCUCUACGAACUCCAGGCAAGCCGCUGGGAGUGGAAGAGACUCAAGGCAAAGACGCCCAAAAAUGGCCCCCCUCCGUGUCCUCGGCUCGGCCACAGCUUCUCCCUCGUGGGCAACAAAUGCUACCUGUUUGGGGGUCUGGCCAAUGAUAGUGAGGACCCCAAAAACAACAUUCCGAGGUACCUCAAUGACUUAUACAUCCUGGAAUUGCGGCCAGGCUCCGGAGUGGUAGCCUGGGAUAUCCCCAUCACGUAUGGAGUCCUGCCCCCACCCCGGGAGUCACAUACUGCUGUGGUUUACACGGAAAAGGAUAACAAGAAAUCCAAGCUGGUGAUCUAUGGAGGGAUGAGUGGCUGCAGGCUGGGUGACCUCUGGACCCUGGAUAUUGACACCCUGACAUGGAAUAAGCCCAGUCUCAGUGGGGUGGCACCUCUUCCUCGCAGCCUCCACUCGGCAACCACCAUAGGAAACAAAAUGUACGUGUUUGGUGGCUGGGUGCCUCUUGUCAUGGAUGACGUCAAAGUGGCCACACACGAGAAGGAGUGGAAGUGUACCAACACGCUGGCUUGUCUCAACCUGGAUACCAUGGCCUGGGAAACCAUCUUGAUGGACACAUUGGAGGACAACAUUCCCCGAGCGCGAGCCGGCCACUGCGCAGUCGCCAUCAAUACCCGCCUGUACAUCUGGAGUGGGCGUGAUGGCUAUCGCAAGGCCUGGAACAACCAGGUGUGCUGUAAGGACCUCUGGUACCUAGAGACAGUCAUGUUUUUUACAGAAAAGCCACCUCCCCCAGCCCGGGUGCAACUGGUGCGAGCCAACACCAAUUCCCUGGAGGUGAGCUGGGGGGCAGUGGCGACGGCCGACAGUUACCUUCUACAGCUCCAGAAAUAUGACAUUCCUGCCACGGCUGCUACUGCCACCUCCCCCACACCCAAUCCAGUUCCAUCUGUGCCCACCAACCCUCCUAAGAGUCCUGCCCCAGCAGCAGCCGCACCUGCCGUGCAGCCACUAACCCAAGUAGGCAUCACGCUCCUGCCCCAGGCUGCUGCUGCGCCCCCAACCACCACCACCAUCCAGGUCUUGCCAACGGUACCAGGCAGCUCCAUAGCUGUGCCCACUGCAGCUAGGACUCAAGGUGUUCCUGCUGUUCUCAAAGUGACUGGACCUCAGGCCACCACAGGAACCCCACUGGUCACCAUGCGACCUGCUAGCCAAGCUGGGAAAGCUCCUGUCACUGUGACCUCCCUGCCUGCUGGCGUGCGAAUGGUUGUGCCAACACAGAGUGCCCAAGGGACGGUCAUCGGCAGCAACCCCCAGAUGAGCGGGAUGGCUGCACUGGCAGCUGCAGCUGCUGCCACCCAGAAGAUCCCGCCUUCCUCGGCGCCCACGGUGUUGAGUGUCCCAGCAGGCACCACCAUUGUCAAAACUGUGGCUGUGGCGCCCGGCACUACCACGCUCCCGGCUGCUGUGAAGGUGGCCUCCUCGCCGGUCAUGGUGAGCAACCCAGCCACCCGCAUGCUGAAGACUGCAGCCGCCCAGGUCGGGACGUCCGUCUCCUCGGCUGCCAACACAUCCACUCGUCCCAUCAUCACGGUGCACAAGUCAGGGACCGUGACGGUGGCCCAGCAAGCCCAGGUGGUGACCACGGUGGUGGGUGGGGUCACCAAGACCAUCACCCUGGUGAAGAGCCCCAUCUCUGUGCCAGGAGGCAGUGCCCUGAUUUCCAAUCUGGGCAAAGUGAUGUCAGUGGUCCAAACAAAACCAGUUCAGACUUCGGCAGUCACGGGCCAGGCGUCUACAGGCCCCGUAACUCAGAUAAUCCAGACCAAAGGGCCCCUGCCAGCGGGAACAAUCCUGAAGCUGGUGACCUCUGCAGAUGGCAAGCCCACCACCAUCAUCACUACCACGCAGGCCAGUGGGGCGGGCAGCAAGCCCACCAUCCUGGGCAUCAGCAGCGUCUCUCCCAGUACCACCAAACCUGGCACGACUACUAUCAUCAAGACCAUCCCCAUGUCAGCCAUCAUCACGCAGGCAGGCGCCACCGGUGUGACCAGCACUCCGGGGAUCAAGUCCCCCAUCACCAUCAUCACCACCAAGGUUAUGACUUCGGGAACUGGAGCACCUGCCAAAAUCAUUACUGCUGUUCCCAAGAUUGCCACUGGCCAUGGACAGCAGGGAGUGACCCAGGUGGUACUAAAGGGGGCGCCUGGACAACCAGGCACCAUCCUCCGCACCGUGCCAAUGGGGGGAGUCCGUCUGGUCACCCCGGUCACUGUCUCUGCCGUCAAGCCAGCUGUGACCACGUUGGUUGUGAAGGGUACCACAGGCGUCACCACCCUAGGCACUGUGACAGGCACAGUCUCUACCAGCCUUGCUGGAGCUGGGGUCCACAGCACCAGUGCCUCUCUGGCCACGCCCAUCACCACCUUGGGCACCAUUGCCACCCUGUCAAGCCAGGUGAUCAACCCCACUGCCAUCACCGUGUCGGCCGCACAGACCACACUGACGGCAGCUGCAGGGCUCAGCACCCCAACCAUCACCAUGCAGCCUGUGGCACAGCCUACACAGGUUACUCUGAUUACCGCACCCAGUGGUGUUGAGGCCCAGCCUGUGCAUGACCUCCCUGUGUCCAUCCUGGCCUCGCCCACCACAGAGCAGCCCACGGCCACAGUCACCAUUGCUGACUCUGGCCAGGGCGACGUGCAGCCUGGGACCGUGACGCUAGUGUGUUCCAACCCACCCUGCGAGACUCAUGAGACAGGCACCACCAACACGGCCACGACCACGGUCGUGGCUAACCUUGGGGGACACCCCCAGCCCACCCAAGUGCAGUUUGUCUGCGACAGGCAGGAGGCAGCUGCCUCUCUUGUGACCUCAGCUGUAGGGCAGCCAAAUGGCAGCGUGGUCCGCGUCUGCUCCAACCCGCCCUGUGAAACCCAUGAGACUGGCACCACCAACACAGCCACCACCGCCACCUCCAACAUAGCCGGACAGCAUGGCUGCUUGAACCCGCCCUGUGAGACCCAUGAGACCGGCACCACCAGCACUGCCACCACCGCCAUGGCUAGCAUUGGGGCCAGCCAGCAGCGUGACACCCGUCGCACGUGUGUUGCCGGCACACCCACUGUGGUCCGGAUCGGUGUGGCUGCAGGGCUGUCAGAGGGAACCCCGGGUACCAUGAAGUCCCAAUGCCAAACUCGACAGACGAGCGCCACCAGCACCACCAUGACGGUGAUGGCAACUGGGGUGCCCUACUCAGCCAGCCCACUCCUGGGGCCCAGUGUGGCGCUGGAGGCCGGGGGCCAUGGCACAACUUUCGUGCAGUUGGCCCCUCUCAGCAGCAGAAUUGGUCCAAGUGGACCAGGCAGUAAGAAUGUGCCCUUGGGGCGUCAGCUGGAGACCCUGCACAUGCCCACGGGCAGUACCCCCACUGCCGUCCGGGGGCCACUCACAUCUGUAUGCGACAGCCUCCAAUCCAGCUCACCCAGCACCGUGACUGUGGCUGCCCUGGAGGCCCUGCUGUGCCCCUCGGCGACUGCGUCCCAAGUCUGUUCCAACCCGCCAUGUGAGACCCAUGAGACGGGCACCACCAACACCGCCACUACCUCCAAUGCAGGCAGCGCCCAGCGAGUGUGCUCCAACCCACCGUGUGAGACCCACGAGACGGGCACCACGCAUACAGCUACCACCGCCACCGCAAAUGGUGGUGGUGGCCAGCCUGAGGGUGGGCAGCAGCCUCCCGCAAGCCGCCCCUGUGAGACGCACCAGACCACUUCCACUGGCACCACCAUGUCCGUCAGUGUGGGUGCCCUGCUCCCUGACGCCACCGCCUCCCACAGGACCCUAGAGUCCGGCUUGGAGGUGACAGCACCACCCACUGUCACUCCACAGGCUGGUGCCACGUUGCUGGCUCCGUUCCCAACACAAAGGGUGUGCUCCAACCCCCCCUGUGAGACCCACGAGACGGGCACCACACACACAGCCACCACUGUCACCUCCAACAUGAGCUCAAACCAAGACCCCCCACCAGCUGCCAGUGACCAGGGAGAGGUAGAGAACAGCCAGGGUGACGUGAGCCUAACCAGUGCCGGUGCCAUCACCACAACUGUGUCUGCCACCCUGCCGCGAGCCGUGACUACCGUGACACAGUCUACACCUGUCCCAGGUCCCUCUGUGCCGAAGAUCUCAUCUGUGACUGAGACUACCCCAGGGGCUCUGACUACCGAAGUCCCCAUCCCAGCCACGAUAACCGUGACCAUAGCCAACACAGAAUCUUCUGACAUGCCCUUCUCUGCUGUUGACAUCCUGCAGCCCCCAGAGGAGCUCCAGGUCUCACCAGGGCCUCGCCAGCAGCUGCCACCACGGCAACUCCUGCAGCCGGCCUCCACGCCCCUGAUGGGGGAGUCCACCGAGCUCCUGUCAGCCUCCCAGAGCCCUGAGCUCCAGGCCGCCGUGGAUCUGAGCAGCACAGGGGACCCGUCCUCGGGCCAGGAGCCUCCCAGCUCAGCAGUGGUGGCUGCUGUGGUGGUGCAGCCUCCCCCUCCCACACAGUCCGAAGUAGACCAGUUGUCACUUCCCCAAGAGCUGAUGGCCGAGGCCCAGGCGGGCACCACCACCCUCAUGGUAACAGGCCUCACCCCUGAGGAGCUGGCAGUGACUGCUGCCGCGGAAGCAGCUGCCCAGGCUGCGGCCACCGAGGAAGCCCAGGCCUUGGCCAUCCAGGCGGUACUGCAGGCUGCACAGCAAGCUGUCAUGGCAGGCACCGGGGAGCCCAUGGAUACAUCGGAGGCGGCAGCAGCUGUGACACAGGCAGAGCUGGGUCACCUGUCAGCAGAGGGACAAGAAGGCCAGGCCACCACCAUCCCGAUUGUGCUGACACAGCAGGAGCUGGCUGCACUGGUGCAGCAGCAGCAGCAACUGCAAGAGGCCCAGGCCCAGGCCCAGCAGCAGCACCUGCCCACAGAGGCCCUGGCUCCCGCGGAUAGUCUCAAUGACCCAACCAUCGAGAGCAACUGUCUCAGUGAGCUGGCUGGAGCUGUGCCUAGCACCGUGGCCCUGCUUCCCUCCACAGCCACUGAGAGCCUGGCCCCAUCCAGCACAUUUGUGGCCCCCCAGCCAGUUGUGGUAGCCAGUCCCGCAAAGCUCCAGGCUGCAGCUACUCUGACUGAAGUCGCCAAUGGCAUUGAGUCCUUGGGUGUGAAGCCAGAUCUGCCACCCCCACCCAGCAAAGCUCCUGUGAAGAAAGAGAACCAGUGGUUUGAUGUAGGGGUCAUUAAGGGCACCAACGUAAUGGUGACACACUAUUUCCUGCCUCCAGAUGAUGCUGUCCCAUCAGAUGAUGACUCGGGCACUGUUCCUGACUACAGCCAGCUGAAGAAGCAGGAGCUGCAGCCAGGCACGGCCUAUAAGUUUCGUGUGGCUGGAAUCAACGCCUGCGGUCGGGGGCCAUUCAGUGAGAUCUCUGCCUUUAAGACAUGUCUCCCUGGUUUCCCAGGGGCCCCAUGUGCCAUUAAAAUUAGCAAAAGUCCAGACGGUGCUCACCUCACGUGGGAGCCGCCUUCUGUGACCUCCGGCAAGAUCAUAGAGUACUCGGUGUACCUGGCCAUCCAGAGCUCACAGGCCGGCAGCGAGCCCAAGAGCUCGGCCCCGGCGCAGCUGGCUUUCAUGCGGGUAUACUGCGGGCCCAGCCCUUCCUGCCUCGUGCAGUCCUCCAGUCUCUCCAAUGCCCACAUUGACUAUACCACAAAGCCCGCCAUCAUCUUCCGCAUCGCAGCCCGCAACGAGAAGGGCUAUGGCCCAGCCACCCAAGUGAGGUGGUUGCAAGAAACCAACAAAGAUGGUUCUGGCAGCAAGCCAGCCAGCAAGCGGCCCAUGUCCUCUCCAGAAAUGAAAUCUGCUCCAAAGAAAUCUAAGGCAGAUGGUCAGUAGGAGGAAGCUGACCAGCACCUGCAUUCUCCUCCAGCCCCCCUCCCGCUUCAGGAACCACCCCCUCCCCCGGGGCCCAUCCCUGCCUCCCAUCCCGCCCCAGGGUGCACAGCUACCCUCACGAGCCACUGGCCUCUGAUCUUUCUGUGUGUUUUUAAAAUAAAGCAAGCACAUUUGACCUUG